CUGUUGGUUGUUGGACUGAUGUUGCUGGUGUACGCCAGGGCCGAGGACAGGAGCUAUAGCGUCGAGCUUAACUCGUUCAAAAAUAUGUCUAAGUCCGAAGUCGAUGUUGAAUUGUUCGAUUGGGGCACGCUGCGCACAAAUCAUGUGGCACGCAACAAGUAUACCCUGGACGGGGAUAUCGAAUUUAAAAGAAAUAUGGGUAAUGAGCAGGCGGUAUCGCUGCUAGUGCACGCCUACAAAGAGGAUACCAAAAUGAUAGGACCCUUAAUGUUGAUUGUGAACAAGCGAUUCUGUCAGUUCGUCAACGAGAAGUCAAAUUUGCCCGAACAGGACUGUUCAUUUCCCAAGGGCAAGUACACAAUAGACAACUACGAACUGGAGACCACCUUCCUGACAAAUAUCACACUAACCCAAUGACAUCUGUUCAUUUAUUGUUGUUGUUUACUUUUGCUAAUUUCUUAUUAUAAUAUUCUUUAUUUUGGGUGGAUCCAUUUGGCACUGCAGGCGUUUUACAUAUAUGUGUAUUUCUUACUUAUCUUAAGCUUCUUUCCGACUUGUCAAACAUAAAAUAAUUUCGCUUUCAAGGACCUGAACUUAAUGCAAGCUUUUCAUUCCCAACUAUUUAGGCAAUUGGUCAAAAUGUUAUCUGUAUAGGGUUUAACCAGAACCAAGCUGCAAUCCCAAGUGGAAAUAAUAUAUAUUUUGGAUUAGUUGCAGAAGCUUGAGCAUUUUGGCAAGAAAGAUGCUAAAGUUUUGUAAUGUCAGAAAUCGGUUAAGACUUGGGACUA
Molecule: messenger RNA, 788 nt
Organism: Drosophila novamexicana
Lineage: Eukaryota; Metazoa; Arthropoda; Insecta; Diptera; Drosophilidae
Gene: CheA7a
Exons: 2
Coding region: 19-417 (132 amino acids)
Source: RefSeq, a predicted model, not a curated record